AUUGUCAACAAAAAUGAGAUUUUUGUCUUAAUUUUUCGUCUUAAUUGUAAUUAACCACAAUUCGUAAAUCGAUAUUUACACCACAGCUCUAAGUUAAAAAGCCGGGAAGGUGAAAGGCCACUAAAAAACGAUCUUUACAAACACUAAUACAUGUUGAAGCGAAAAACGUUUGUGCUAAUUGAAUCGAUUAGGUUAUCGGGUGCUCAUAAAAGUUUAUAGAUUCGAAAGUAAUUCUUGAUUACCUUUUAAUUUUCUUUUAAUUCUUUUCUUUUUUUUCACCACUAACUAAUAAUCCGAAACUCUUUUUCAUGUCUAAGCCCUAAGGCAAAAGUCGAUCAAUGCCUAAGGCUCCCGAUGUGGUUAAUUUUCCUCUCGACCACAAUGGCGUUUGUCUAAAUCCUUUAAUCUUUUACCUUAUAAGUCUUUGUGUUAAUCCUCGAGAUUAAAAUAUUGAAUGGAUUAAGGCUUCAUCUCGAUUAUAAUCUGAUUAAGCAUUUUCAUCUAAACAGUUUAGAUUAAUUCAUUUAAAUUGACUUUCUUUUCAGAUGAACGAUCAGCGCGUGCGAAACUUUUAGUAUUUAAGUUCGUUCAAUAAUAGAUUUUUAUUCAUUUGACCAAUCGACUUCUUAGUACAAACUUAAAUUGUCAAUUUUUCUUAUCAUUUGUUUCGUUGAAAAUGUCAAUCCAUUAUAAGUUCAAAGGUGACAUCAAAUCAGAGAGAUUACCUGUUGAUGAUGUGUCAAUUUCUGUUGGCCAAUUUAAAAAGUGUAUUUUUGCCGAUAAAAAAAUAGACUCUUCUACAACUGAUCUCAUCAUUACGGGUGAAGAUUUGGAAGAAUAUGAUUCUGAUGAGAAGUUCAUUCCAAGGAAUACAAGUGUAAUCGUUGUUCGGAUUCCACUUACUUCCGUCAACAAGAAACGUUUCAAUAAUGAGACCUCAACUCGUUCCAAGUCCCAUAAACGUGGAUACGAUUCAAUCAAAGAAAUUAUAAAAUCUUCUAAUCUUUCAGAAGCCACAGAGGAAGAAAGUAUUGAAGCGAUGUUUCAUCAUUCAACUCAAGAAUAUGAUCCAACAAGAUACUCGAAAAACUAUAACGUUGUUGGACCUUUACCUCCGAACUACACUUGUUAUCGGUGCAAUCGACCAGGUCACCACAUCAAACAAUGUCCAACUUAUAAUAAGGGCAUAAAGAGGAGUUCAGGUAUACCCAAGAGCUUCAUGGUUCCAGUUAGUGCUGAACAAAAAGGAGCCUUGCUAACAGGCAGUGGAUUUGCUAUUCCACGUAUCGAUCUUCAAGUUUAUUCUGAGAAAAAGGUCAAUAAAAAAGCUCCGGUGAAUCAACAUCAAGUCGAAAAUGAAUCCAAAGAGAAAAUUCCUGAACAAUUAAAAUGCUCCUUGUGUGAAGAUCUACUUCGAGAGGCCGUUUUCUCGCCUUGUUGUGCAAAUAGUUUUUGCGAUGAGUGUUUGCGAAUGGAAUUAUGCCAAACUAGUCAAUGUCCAUCAUGUCUCAAGACGGAGAUAGAACCCGAAAAUAUAAUCCCGGUUUUAAGUCUACGUUUGAAAGUAGAAAAAUUCAUCUCAGAAAAAUCUCAACAACAACAACCGAAACCCGAAAAAGAAUCAAUUUGCGACGAUUCGAUCAACACAACGACCGAUAAAACUACCGCUGCAGCCGCAAUUCCAUCAACUACCUGUUCGUUGGCCGAUAAAGUCUCAAAAUCUUCAGAGGUCGAAACAAAAAUUUGCGAACCUGAAAAUCAAAGACAAUCAAUUCCAACUCUUAAAUCAAAUAAACAAAAUCCGAAUGAAAAUCAACCACCUUAUCCAAGAAAUCUUCCUUUAUUUCCCGAUGAACCUUCGCCGAAAAGAUUUGCGAUGAGUGAUAAUUUCGCAUUCAGUCAAUCGCCUUACAUUUAUAUGCAACCGCCGAUUUUUGCUCCAUUUAAUCAACUUUCAUUCGGUCAAUACUUCAACUCGACACAAGCAGCUUAUUAUCAAAGUUCAACGAGUGAUGACAAUUACGACGAUGAUGUUAAUCGAUUCAUUCAACAAUUGCAGUCUGAUUCCAGAGUUCGUUCAUCACCUUCAAGAUCGAAGCCACAGUCCAGAUCGUUUUCCAGGAUUCGAGCUCAUUCUAGACCAAAACACCGACACCAUCGUUAUUGAGAUGAAGAAAAAUAAAUUAAAGUGACCAAAGACAAUUAUCGCCAUGAAGAUGAUCAAGUUUAAAAAUAAAUUUAAUUGUAACCAAAAGAUAAAUAAAACUCAUUUUUGCAUUGAAA
Panonychus citri (citrus red mite) is the source of this 2283-nucleotide messenger RNA. Its product is annotated as E3 ubiquitin-protein ligase RBBP6-like. NCBI's taxonomy places the organism in Eukaryota, Metazoa, Arthropoda, Arachnida, Trombidiformes, Tetranychidae. Bases 677 to 2167 code for a protein of 496 amino acids. Gene Ontology annotation, cellular component: nucleus. The transcript has a single exon. Gene Ontology annotation, molecular function: zinc ion binding; ubiquitin protein ligase activity; nucleic acid binding. Gene Ontology annotation, biological process: ubiquitin-dependent protein catabolic process; mRNA processing; protein ubiquitination. The record is from RefSeq and is a predicted model, not a curated record.